GGGCUUGUUUCCAGGAAGUGAGUAGCGCAACACAACGCAGGCCUCCCGUGGUUGCUGCUUGUCUGGAUUGGAGCAUUGAACUUUUCGCGUUUCCACCAUCAUUUAAAAUUAAACAAUAAUGGGCGACGACGAGGAGAAGUAUGACGGAAUGUUGCUUGUUAUGGCACAGCAGCACGAGGGUGGAGUACACGAGUUAAUAAAUACAUUUUUCAGUUUCCUGCGGCGCAAGACUGAUUUUUUCACCGGCGGGGAUGCGGGUGCUGCAGAAAAGCUUGUCACCGAUGCUUUCGCACACCAAAACAAGCUGGCAAGGGAGGCCCACAGAGAAAAGCAGAAGAAGCAAGAGAGGGAGAAGAAUGAGAAGGCCAAACGGGCUGCCCAGCUAGCCGAGGAGGAAGAGCGCAAAAGGAAAAACCAGGACGCGCCUAGGAUUCAGGAGCUCACCGAUGAGGAAGCUGAGAAACUUCAGACAGAACUGGAAAAUAAGAAAAAAGACGAGAUGAAGAAGGAAACUGUGAAGGUGAUCAAUUCAGACGAAGGAGACAAAGAUAAAGGGUCUGAUACAGAGGAAGAGGACGAGAAGGACAAAGACAAACUCAAGCCCAACGCGGGAAACGGUGCUGACAUGCCCACGUACAAGUGGACUCAGACGCUGUCCGAAUUAGAUCUGACCGUACCGUUCGACGUCAACUUCCGCAUCAAAGGCCGAGACGUGGUGGUGGAUAUCCAGCGGCGCUCCAUCAAGGUGGGCCUGAAAGGACACCCGCCUGUGGUGGAGGGCCAGCUCUUCAAUGAAGUGAAGGUGGAGGAAAGCUCCUGGUUGCUGGAUGAUGGCAAGGUGGUGGUUGUCCACUUGGAGAAGAUUAAUAAAAUGGAAUGGUGGAGCAGGAUUGUUGACACUGAUCAGGAAAUAAACACCAAGAAGAUCUGCCCUGAGAACUCAAAGUUGUCAGACCUGGACGGAGAAACACGUGGUAUGGUGGAGAAGAUGAUGUACGACCAACGCCAGAAGUCCAUGGGCCUGCCCACGUCGGAAGAGCAGAAGAAGCAGGACAUCCUUAAAAAGUUCAUGGCUCAGCACCCAGAGAUGGACUUCUCCAAAGCUAAAUUCAGUUGAAAUUGGCUACGUAUGUAUGUGUGUAUGUGUGAGUGUCCACCAUGAUGCCUGGCCGCCCCUCAAGUCGUUAUGUUUUCAUUCACAUCCAGGUAUCAUGUAGUAACUCUCAUCUCUGUCUGCUUGGUGUUAAUUUUUUUUUUUUUUUUUAAAUAAAGCAAUGGGGUCAACUGUU
Molecule: messenger RNA, 1289 nt
Organism: Corythoichthys intestinalis (scribbled pipefish)
Lineage: Eukaryota; Metazoa; Chordata; Actinopteri; Syngnathiformes; Syngnathidae
Gene: nudc
Product: nudC nuclear distribution protein
Exons: 9
Coding region: 119-1117 (332 amino acids)
Biological process (GO): protein folding
Cellular component (GO): cytoplasm
Source: RefSeq, a predicted model, not a curated record